Molecule: messenger RNA, 2742 nt
Organism: Desarmillaria tabescens
Lineage: Eukaryota; Fungi; Basidiomycota; Agaricomycetes; Agaricales; Physalacriaceae
Exons: 11
Coding region: 1-2742 (913 amino acids)
Cellular component (GO): actomyosin contractile ring; cell cortex of growing cell tip
Molecular function (GO): MAP kinase scaffold activity
Source: RefSeq, a predicted model, not a curated record
AUGAAACGCUCUCAGUCUCGAGCGCCGUCACCGACGCCCACAUCAUUUUCAGGCAUCUCCAACUAUCGCACAGAGUCCUAUCGACCGAUUAGAGACAAAAGCGUGCCCGCAGUGCCGACAAUCGACUAUCGACUCAUAUCAAAGACCCAUUUUGAUGAGCUGAGCAAAUAUCUGGCCGUUUAUCUAUCUAAAGCCCUACCCAAUUCCCGGUCGACAGCAAGGCAAAAGCUCACUCGACUCACUAUUCAGCAGUUCCACGAACUAUCGACCGAUGUAUAUGAUGAAUUAGUGCGUAGGAAAGGUGAUAAAGAAGUGCCCUUCUUACCUGUCCGAGAGGAAUUCCAUCCUAAACGAAAUCAAGCCAGGCAGAAGCUGGCUACUCUACCCACAGCCAGGUUUGAAGAUCUAUCCAGCGACGUGUAUUUUGAGUUGGCCCGGCGAUACCCAGAGUUCAAGGAAGAUCCUUCUGGACGAGGAUCACCCGGAUCUAAUUACGAUGACUACCCUGCUCCUGAUUUUCCAGCCAAUUCACUCCCUCGCACAAGCACCUCAAGAACGUCCGGACGCGUUUCUGCGGAUCGCCCAGUCGACAGUAGCUAUAGCACUGGUAUUUCAGUACGCCGACCAUCUGAAGAUAGGCGUCGACAGAAUGAAGACCUCUUUGCGGGCCGGACGAAGCGAGAUCGAGACCGCGAAUACCCCCCUCGACGAUCAGAGGAACGAGAUCGGGAGCGAGAAUUUCCUAUUCGUCGACCUAGUGCUCCCAGUGUUAGCGGGACUAGUGAUAGUGCUGGAACAACGAACCCUGUGCAAAGCGCGACAGCUACCAGUGGUAUGAUCAUUCCCAACAAAAGCACCAUGGAGGAAGAGUACAUCGAGGUACCAUAUGGCAGAGAUGCCCGGGAGAGCGGCAGUACGACGGUGGAUGAUAGAGAUCGGAGCCGGAAUGCGAGUCAAGAUGUCAGCUUUAUGGGUGGGGUGGUGGAUGAGCCUGACAGCGCCAGCGAUUAUCCGUUAAGCCCGCGUAGUCCCGUAGGACUUAGUGCGCUCAGCGCAAGAUUGAAAGGAGUUGAAGACGAGGAUGAGGAAGCCGCCGCCGGGAGAAGUGGAGAGGACUACUUUGACAAGGUGUCUUAUGGGAGGACAUCUGCGAAUUCUGAUCGUUCUGCGGGUGGAAUAACCUCUCGCCUUGCUGGAGGUAGGGCAAGCGUAUCAGACGAUAGCGAGAAGAUGCGACGGGAUUAUGAAUACAAAAUCGCCACGAUGCAGAGUCAAAUUACAAAUAUGCAACGCGACCUUGGUGACUCCGAGCAACGAGAACACAAGUGGCAGGAAGGGGAGGCGCGUGUACGUCAGAUGGAAGAAGAAUUGCAGGUAUUCCGUCGGCGUGCUGAAGAGCAGUCGACCACUAUGCGUGCUCUUCAGAAGGAGCUUGAUGAGUUGCGCGAGACUCGACAAAGAGAGAAGGAACGGGAAGCUAGAAGGGCGCAAGCCGAUGAAGACGAACUCCAAAUUCUACUGCGAUCGAUGAGGGAAACUAUCGAGCAAUUAAACUCGGACAUGCAAGGAUUGUUGCACGAGCUUGAAGACUUGUCCCGACGCAAUGACGAACUCAUGACGGCUAAAGACUCAGAUCUUGCAGUUAUGCGUGACCUGGACAGUCAACUAAAGGAAUAUAAGCGCAAGUAUGAACAAGCCAAAACAGAACUGCGGAGUAUUAAAGCUACUUCUCAACUGUACACGCAAGCGCCUAAAUUCAACAAUCUAGAGGAUCAGCUACCCGUUACAAGCGACGGAGGAAUAAUGGACAUCCAUAUCACGGCCUUCCUUUCAGGUAUUGAUGGUCUGCUUACUGCCGCUCGUUCCAAUGCGCCGACGCGAGUCCUCACACCAAUGAAAUCCGUUGUAAAUGCUGUAACUUCCAUUAUUGACGACGUCCGAGCAUUUGAACGGCGGCCUUCAAGAGACCGUUCUGAUGUUGACCUCGAUACUCUUCGAUCAUUACGUGAACGAGCAGAUGCCACUCUAGGAAAUCUUGUUGCAGCGUCGAAGACACACGCAACGAGUUCCGGCAUGUCACCAGUCAGCUUGUUAGACGCCGCUGCCAGUCACGUCUCGGCUACCAUCACUGAUAUCAGCAAGACCAUCUGCCUGCGGUCGGUUGCAGAGAAAGAGGGACAUUAUCGUAAAGCGAGUUCCUCGUCCAAUGCGGAACGGGGGCCUCGUUUUACUGAGUCUCCUGCCUCUCAGUCGCGACCAAGUUUAGAUACGUACCGACCGAGGACGCCUUCAGACAACUCUAGCUCGGAAAAUACCAGCUCUCCCCCUCCGAUAUUCGAUCGACAACUAGGAAAUGGUGUUGGAAGCGAUGACUCGACCACAGGUGAAAUUGUCGAAGAUAACUGGGCUGAGCUCAAGCCGUAUCUCGAAGCGCAAACCACAGCAGUUAUUGACACGAUCCAAAGCGUUUUGUCGAGCGUCCGUAGUCCAACGCCUUCGAAUAAUUUGAACGAAAACUUGACGCAGAUCAUAACGAUUGUGUCAAGCAUCGUGGCGGUGUGUAACGAUAACUUACCUCCAGCGCAUUAUAAACAGGGGACUCAGCUGCUCGCUGAGUUGACGGAGCACGCGAACAAGUUGAGCGAGGUGCAGAGUGCGGAGGUCACGAAAGAGUCGAGACAGAUCAUGGCGAGAUCAAGCUUCGCGGUUGCUAACGCAAUGAGGACUCUAUCAAAGUUGUGA